Messenger RNA from Lucilia sericata (common green bottle fly), 2540 nucleotides. Its product is annotated as alpha-protein kinase 1. The transcript has 4 exons. Lineage: Eukaryota; Metazoa; Arthropoda; Insecta; Diptera; Calliphoridae. Bases 432 to 2420 code for a protein of 662 amino acids. The record is from RefSeq and is a predicted model, not a curated record.
UUCUGUUGCCGAUAUUUCUUUCAGUUGACUUUGAAAUUUCUUAAUAAACUGUUGGUCGUCGGAGUUGUAAUUGGUAUCAGAAAAAAAUAUUUAUUGAAUAAAAAUAAUACUAAUUCAUUGCGAAAUUUUAAUAAAGUGUUUGAAUAAAUUUGUUUUUGUUUGCGAAUUAACACAUCAAGUGUCAUGAAGCUAAUUGAUGUGAUUAUAUAUUUAAUAGCAAUUUUAAUUUUUCUUUACUUAUUGUUGGAUUAAACGUGUUCGAUAACAUUACGCUUAAAUCGAAACGUAUCUAUUGAUCUAUAUACUUUUUUUCUUACUUUGCUAAAAUUUUUAAACUAAAAUAAAAAAAUAACUGAAACUAUACUUCUAAAAAAUUUCAAAAACUAUUUACUUUAAUUUUAAACUAAUUUAUUAAGAAACCAACAAAUACAAUGAAGCCUUUUUAUUUAACUCUACUUUUCUUCGCCCUUUUGGCUGUGGCCUGGGGAGAACCUGCUUUGGGAAAACAUGCGCCCUAUUCCUAUCAUGGCCCCAAAAAUAGCAAACAAGUAGCUUUUGCCCGUGGACCAAAUAACAAACAAAAAACUCUAGUAGUACAGAUACGUAGUGAUCAACCAGUUCCUUUAGUUUUGAAAGGACGUCCAAAUUUGGCACACUCUCAUGCCGCCCAUACACAUGCACAUGCUCACAGUCAUGCUCAUGCCCAUUUACUCUCCCCUCAUCAUUUGAGUCAUAGUCAUGUACAUCAUCAUAUUAAUGCUGGAGCUACACAUCUAAGGGGACAACAGAGACCUAUUAAACUGCAAGCAGCUCAGUCAUAUAUGAAAAAUCCCACAUUCCAACGUAAACCUUUGAAAAUUAAAUUGACAAAUACAAAAACAAAACUAUCUCCAGUACACAAGCCAGCCACCAGUUAUGAUGUACCCUUCAAAUAUGAAAUACCCACUACACAGACUCAAACCUAUAGUGAUUUACAACAAUUGCCGUUGGAUCAUCAUCAUUUUGAUUUCAUCUCCGAUAACUUUGCUCCCAUACACACCAUACCCGCUCCCAAUUUGUCUAUACAAGAUAAUCAUUUGCAUCCAGAGGAAACCUAUUUGCCACCCUCUACUCCUAAGCCCCAAGUUUAUCAUCAACAAAAGUACAAUUACCAAGUGAACGAAGACAGCACCAAUGACCAAACUUAUGUAGAUCCUUUAUCUGGCUCCCAAAAAUUGGUUGCUCCUGAUCCAGAUCCUUCAUUGCCUGCUGCCCCAGUACGUCCUGCCACAGAACCUUUCAAUACACCCAGCAAUGGCAAACCUUUGCCCGUUGAUAUUCAAAGCAAUCAUUUAUCGGUGGCCCAACCUUUGUUGCAAAUUGUAGGUGCCCAAUCUGCCCAACAAAUCGCCCCCGAAAUCUAUCCCAUACAAUAUACACAACCUAUUCAUACCAUCCAAGCUGCCGCCCCCGUACCCAUUUACAAUCCCACUUACUUGGUUCAACAAUCGAAUAACCUUUAUACCCAACACCAACAACAAUUGUUCAAACCUGCCAUUGAUGCUGUGCCCGUGGUAGCAGCUGGUUAUGUAAAUGCCGAUUUGACUCAAGAGGUUGCCAGCAAUGGUCAAAUCUUGCAGGCUGCUAAAGAUCCCCACAAUAACAUACAUCCAGUUUUGGAUGUAGCGCCACAUUUUGCCCCCUUGAUCGCUGCUCCUUCUUUAGAUGAAGAACAAUCGAUUGAUACGGCACCCUUCCAUUUGCAAAAUUUGGCUGGACCACCUUCAGCGAUUACGGGAACCACUGAGGCAGGUUUUGUUGUGUCCAAUUAUUAUGGCAAUGCCCAUCAAGAUUCUUCACAAUUAUUACAGGCUUAUGUUGAGGAAGAACAGGCAGAAGCUCAAAGACAGCAAUAUGAACAGUACGAACAACAAUUGCAACAGCAGCAACACCACCAGCAACAACAACAGGAACAAUUACAUUUGCAACAACAACAACAACAAUUGCAUCAACAACAAUUAGAAUAUCAACAAUUACAACAGUUCCAUCAACAGCAGCAACAAUUCCAACAACAACAUCCCCAAUAUGUUACCCCACAGCCCCAACAACAAGCUCUUGUACAACCACAAAGACAUCAACAACACGAUCCAGCGGCAGCUGCCUUUGAGGAACAUCAACGUUUGGUACAGCAACAAUUGGGUGCUGAUACUCCCCUAAGAAUCUUUGUGCCCGAUGAAGAAGAAGCCCGCUUGCAAAAGCGUUCCGACAACAUUGUCAAAGGCACCAUUGAAGAUGUGGAAAACACCAUUGGUGUCGAAGAUGAACAGCCACAAGAUGAAUUAUAUGAAGUCUCCUCCUCUGUUGAGGUCUCCAAUGAAGAUCAACAGCACCAACAACAAGAUGAACAACAAACAGAAACUUCAUCAAAUGAAGCAGAGUAAAUUUUUAGUAAAAUUUAUGUUUGCAACACAUUUCUAAACCAAAUUUUUUAUUAACGAUAAUCUCGAAUUUAAUUUAUAGGAAAAUAAACUUAAUAUUAUUAUUUAUUUAUUAAUUUUUAC